Messenger RNA from Emiliania huxleyi CCMP1516, 3078 nucleotides. RefSeq lists its product as hypothetical. Bases 1 to 3078 code for a protein of 1025 amino acids. The transcript is spliced from 36 exons. NCBI's taxonomy places the organism in Eukaryota, Haptophyta, Isochrysidales, Noelaerhabdaceae. The record is from RefSeq and is a predicted model, not a curated record.
AUGUACGUCUCUAGCAUGAAGGGUCGUGCGGGUGACAAGGAGAUGACGGCAAGAGCCUCAGGGAAGCGCCGCUCGCGCCUGAACCCGAGCUCUCCAGCGGUCCUCAUCGCUGUCGCAGUCCUCAUCUGUACCGUCCUUCGCAUUUACUGGUUCAGUGACUGGUCUCACUCGUACCUGCUCGCGCUGCACUCUUCAGCUGGCAACCGGCGGAACAUGACGGCUGCGUGGAACUCGGAGUGGAAGCGGCACGCGCGACACUUCCCUUCCGCCUUCGAGGCGAGCCAGCGCGUCGGACGCACCGCCGAACUCUUCGCGGCCACGUUCGCAGUCGCUGCGCCACACGCGACCGUGCCGCGGGUCGAGGAGUCGGCCAUGGAGUGCUCGAGCUACGCGGGCCCGAUGUACUUCCCGUACGGCGGCAAGGCCAAGGUGCAGCGCAGGCCGGUUCGUGCCGCCACCUCAACCUCCUUCAGCCAAAGUGUGGGCAGCAUCGCCGGCGGCGGCGGCGGCGGCGGCGGCGGCGGUGGCGGCGGCGGAGGCGACAAGAGAGGGGAGGCGCGGCUGGCGCUUCGCAGCGUGUCACUCCACGACGUGCGUCUGCUCCCGGGCUCCCACUUUGAGCACGCCAGCCGCGUCAACACUGCCUGGCUCCUCGCGCUCGACGUCGACCGGCUGCUCCACUUCUUCCGCGUGACGGCGGGCCUGCCUCCGCUCAAAGCGGCGCCGGCGUACGGCGGCUGGGAGAGCGGCGGCUCGGGCCUACGUGGCGAGUUCGUAGGCCAUUACUUGCACGCCGCCUCCGCCGCCGCUGCAUCGACGGGGGACGAGACGGAGCGAGCGGCGCUGCUCGCCCGCUGUGGCGCGGUCGUGCGAGGGCUCGCCGAGUGUCAAGCCAAGCUCGGCGCCGGAGGCUACGUCUCCGCCUUCCCCGAGGCCGAGUUUGCUCUCACGGAGGCGGGCAAGCCGCCCGGGCCUUGGGCGGGCAAGCCGCCCGGGCCAUGGGUGCCCUACUACGUUAUGCACAAGCUCCUUGCCGGUCUGAUUGCGCACCGGCAGCUGUGGCCGAGCACAACGUCGGGCGCUGCGGCCUUGACCGUCGCGCUGCAGCUGGCGUCGCACCUUCGCGGGCGUGCCGAUGCGAUGUGGCGUGUCGACGCUAUGUGGUCUGCGGGCGGCCGUGAGCGGUGGGAGGACUUCAUCAACCAAGAGGUUGGCGGCAUGUCGGAGGCGCUGGGGGACCUCUCUCUUCUCUCGGGCGAUCCGGCGUGGGCAAGCCUCGCGGCCAGAUUCGAGCGGCCGUGCUUCAUUCGCCCGCUCGCCCUCGCAGCCUCCCUCGCCGCGCCGCUCGACGACGCGGCGUCGGCGCCGAUGGCGAGCGCGGAGAAGCGCGACGCGCUGCGCGCCGCCGCCGCCGCCGCCGCCGCGGGAGCGAUCGAGAAGCUGCACGCGAAUGCGCACCUGCCCAUGCUGCUCGGUGCGAUGGGGCGGCGGCUCGACUGCGGCGGGAGGCGGCUCGACUGCGGCGGGAGGCGGCUCGACUGCGGCGCGAGGCGGCUCGACUGCGGCGGGAGGCGGCUCGACUGCGGCGGGAGGCGGCUCGACUGCGGCGGGAGGCGGCUCGACUGCGGCGGGAGGCGGCUUGAUUGCGGCGGGAGGCGGCUCGACUGCGGCGGGAGGCGGCUCGAUUGCGGCGGGAGGCGGCUCGACUGCGGCGGGAGGCGGCUCGACUGCGGCGGGAGGCGGCUUGACUGCGGCGGGAGGCGGCUCGACUGCGGCGGGAGGCGGCUCGACUGCGGCGGGAGGCGGCUCGACUGCGGCGGGAGGCGGCUUGACUGCGGCGGGAGGCGGCUUGACUGCGGCGGGAGGCGGCUCGACUGCGGCGGGAGGCGGCUCGACUGCGGCGGGAGGCGGCUCGACUGCGGCGGGAGGCGGCUCGACUGCGGCGGGAGGCGGCUCGACUGCGGGCGAGGUGUGGAUGCCGGCGAGGCGGCGCGCGGACAGCUACAGGGCGCAGACCACGAGGCUGUGAACGGCGUCUAUUCACACCUCCAGCUGCGGCUCGCGGCGCGCGGCCAUGCGGGCGCGCUCGGCCGGGUCCGGCUGUCGCUCAGCAUGGCCCUCUCCUGGGAGAGGCUCAAGGACGAGCGCGCGAGCUUCGCGCCGCUCCAGGCGGCGCUGCUCGGCCCGCUCGUCCUCGCCGGCCUGACCUACGCCGACCGGCGCAUGCACGCCAACGCGACCCUGCGCAGCGUGCCGCCGCCGGUGCGCGCGCAGCUGCGCGCGCUGGUCGCCCACGCGCCGCCUCGCGCGGCUGCCGGCGGCGGCCUCGCCCCUCCCCCUGCCGGCUGCCUUGUCAGCCGGCCUCCGCUCCUUCGCCGCGUCGCCGCCAAAGUGGCGAGGCCGCCCACCGCGUCCGUGUACGAGGCCGAGACGGACGAGCAGGCGGUGCUCGAGCGCGGCUUCUUCUUGGAGGCGCUCGACGCCCCCGGCGAGGCGCUCGACGCCCCCGGCGAGGUCUGGCACGGCCGCCGGCAAGCUGACGGCCGGCUGCGGCUCGAGAGCGCGUCGACGGCCGGCUCCUUCCUCGCCGUAGAGCCUCUCGCCGGCGGCUGCCGCGGCCAGCCGCCUCUGCUCCACCGCGGCGCUGUCCCCUCCUGCGCGUGGCGCCUCACCCUCGCCUCCGCCUCCGCCGGCGCAACGCCACUCGACGUCUCGCUCGCCCCGCCGCACGCCGAGUUGCCUGCGGUGGCGUAUUGGGCGGUGCCGCCGGCCGACGCGCCGCUGGGGCUGGAGCGGUCGCGCCUGAUGCUUCCGCUCAACGAGAUCGUCGACGAGCACUACUCGGUGUACUGCUACUACCAGCCAACCAUGGCCUACCGGAUGAGGAUGUUCAUGAGCCAGAAGCCCUCGUCGGUUGACCUGCGCGUCUCCGACUUCAAGAGGGUUCCCGGCUUCAACUAUGUGCUGCCUGUGUUGGCGGAGGACGAGCACACGUACGACUCGCUGUGCUCUGAUAUCCGAGAGGCGUGGUCCAUCAACGCGGAAAGCAGCAACAUCCAUCCAUCGAUCGCGCGAUGA